AUGCCACAGGCAGGUCAAGGGACGGGAGCAGCUGUAAGAGACUCCGAGGAAACAGACUCUAAGCAGAAGGCAGAGGAAGGUUGUGAUGGAUACUCUGUGAUGACAUGCUCUGGCCUUAAAUCAAAAAGGAAAAGGUCUUCACUAAAAGCAGGAAGUUCGCCUAUUACAGAAUCUUUUGCUUCUCUGAGCACAUAUAAUGACCAAUCCGUCACAUUUGUUAUGGAGGAAGGAAGUUACGAGAUCUAUGUGGAAGACCUGGGGAAAGAUCAAGAGAAAGGCAAGGUGUUACUGCAUUACUACGAGUCUUCAUAUUCCAGUGAAUCAGGUGAUGCUGUUGACGGUAAGAUGUUAAUGGUGACCCUGAGUCCUGCAAAAGACUUCUGGCUGCACGCCAACAACAAGGAGCAUUCUGUGGAGCUCCAUAAGUGCAAAAAUCCGUUGCCAGACCAGGCCUUCUUUGUCCUUCAUAAGAAGCCCUACAAGUGUGUUUCAUUUGAAUGUGUUUCAUUUGAAUGUAAGAGUGCUCCUGGAACGUUUUUAGGCGUGAAGGAUAAUCAGCUUGUUCUAAUCAAUGAACGCUGUUCUGAGAAUUUCAGUAGUGAGAACAUCCUGUUUAAGCUCUGUAAAACAAUGUGAUGGAAAGCUGUGGGUCUUGGGUUGGGUGGCCCAAAUGCUACUGGUGGAAAAGGGAUGGGAGAUAAAGAGGUGACAAUUAAGGGGAAUGGAGACCACUGAGCAUGCUGUGGAAUGUUUUCUUCAUUAUGUAUGGAAAUAUUUUUUUUCUAACCUUUCAGUUACAUUGUGUUUCUUUCUGGAUAAUUGCAUGUCCAGUACAAGUAGCCGGAUUAUUAUUUAGGGUAUUGAUAAAGAAACUGCUAAUAUUCUAAAGACAUGCAGCCUGGCAUCUACUUUUAUUUACUUUCAGUCUACAAAGAACUUCACAUUUAGAGCCGAGACCUCCAAGGAGACGCCAAAGCCUCAGCUCAAGUCACUCUUCAGACAGGGAUCCUUGUGAAAGGGCCACUUUGGGAAAUGAUGUUUCCUGGUUCCAAACAAUAAGCCCAAACACUGGUUCUGCUAGUGCAAAGACGACCAGAUGCUACAUAGGAUGACCAUUUCUCAGCUGAAAUAAAACACAAAAGUUUGUAGAUGCCAUAGACAGCACUCGAGAUUAGCUCUUUCUUGCCGUCAGGGGUAUGAAACUUCAGCGCCUAGGCAGGUAAUAUACAUGUGUGAGAAAGCAAGUAUAGUCAACAAAUUAAGAAAAACAAGUUCAGUGUUUGCAAAGUGAAUGACCUCACUUCUAUUUCAUUUUUGGAAGUCAGAUUUUUGCAUACCAAGUUUACUUUAAGCAAGGCAUGAUUACUUAGUGAAAUAAACGUUAGAGCAGGCAUAAAAUCUGAUUCACUUGGAAUGUCUAACAAACUAAAACGUGUUUUCAUUUUUUCAAAAGUACUGAGCCCCAACACAGUUUAGAGCAUGUGAGUACGACAGGAUUGAAGUGCUAUGGUGAGGCUAGAUGUCCUCUGACCCACCAGAGCCUAGAUGGGGCACAAAAACGAUAUUGAAAUUUCAGUAACUGACUGUCCCUCGUGUUUGUGGCAUGCCAUCCCUCCCAACCCAGACUUCCAGGACCCAUGUCUAUGCUCAUUGUCACCUGGGACAGUUUUCUCCUAAUCCCUGCUUUCCAUGUGCACAAGUCUUUUUGUCAUCCAGCUUCCUUAUGACCUUGCUUAUUGCAGAAUGUUUAUUUUGCUUCUUUCUCUUCAUUUCUUUUGACCAGUCACACCCUUGGGAUGUCUUUUGCACCCCUGUGCUUCAUUUCCACAUCACCUGAAUUCUGGAUGCCAGCACCUUUAUUCUGCUCUGUCUACCCAGUGUUGUAGAAUUUUUAGAUAAAUCUACUAAUGCAGUAUUUUUGUUGAACAUCUUUGUGGUUUGCAAUCACCAAGGUAGUAAAAUUUAUACUUAAUUAUAUAACAUUUUUAACUACUAAAGAAAUCGCUUUUGCUUAUUUUAAAGUCUUAGCAAUGUCUACUACAGUUUUUCUUAGACUUAAUACCGAUAAAUGAUAAACGUAAUAACAAAAUACUUACAAAAUAAGCCCUUUCUGAAAGUGUGGACUUUUUCAUUUCUAAUUUGUUGAGACUUAUUGAAUAUAAUUCCGGUAGCACAUAAGAUAAAAGAGGCUGAGAAUUACUGCACGAGGGUAUCACAAUUACAAAAGAAUAUAUCUUUGUUUAAUUAUUUUGUCAAUAAUUUUACCAAAGAGACAAAAAUAAAAGCAGAAUCUAUGUCACCCCCUGUGAAAACACUAAAUAUUGACCACAUACAUUUGUAUGAUAUACUUAAAGUAAUUGUUAAAUAACCAAAUAUAUCUACUACAUUGUACCUAUUCUUAAAUAAACUGUAUUUUUCAAAAGUAUGUGAGACCAUAACAAUUUUAUCAUAAAAUGACUCAAUAUUCUGAAAUUCCAAAGUGAAAGCAAGCAUACGCAAUCCAGCAGUGUCUCUGGAGCAGGUCAUUUGUCUGAUAUUUUUGGUGAUUCAAGACCAAGUAAGAUUUUUCAAGAGAAGGGAUGUGUCUUUUCACCUUUGUAUUCUCAGUGCCCAUCCUGAUGGCCAGCAUAGAGGAGGUGUUUGGUAACUUUCACCCACAAUCAAGCACGUACCGGCACCAGAACUUCAAUCUGAGACUUCCGAGUCCCUGUUUAGAUAUCUUUCAACUUGGCUAACUUAUUUUUCAUGCUGGAUUUUCUUUUAAAAAAUGCUUCCUUCCCACCAUCAUUACAGUCAGUAUAAUCUGACUAAUACAAAGAAAUGCGGAGUGACAUUUUUUGUCACUUAUAUACAUGUGUUUUGAUAAUCCAAACACCCAUCACUGAAGGGAGUUUGUUCAUUUCAUUGUGUCAGAAAUUAAAAUUGUAUCAAAAUUUG
Molecule: messenger RNA, 2937 nt
Organism: Carlito syrichta (Philippine tarsier)
Lineage: Eukaryota; Metazoa; Chordata; Mammalia; Primates; Tarsiidae
Product: interleukin-33-like
Exons: 6
Coding region: 1-636 (211 amino acids)
Biological process (GO): positive regulation of cytokine production; positive regulation of inflammatory response
Molecular function (GO): cytokine activity
Source: RefSeq, a predicted model, not a curated record